AUGGUGCAAGCACCCGAGACGGUAGGAGGCAUAAUUUCUACUCUAGUAGUUGUCCCCGAUCUGAGAGGCAGGAUCGUCGGGGCCCAGAGACGGGACGAGGCUCUAGAGAAGUUGCGUCUAAAAUUGAGAAUGAGCAAACGAGAGAAUUAUCAGGAGGAGGCAGACAAUGCACUCAUGUUUGAAGAGAGAUUGUGUGUGCACAACCAGGAGGAGCUUAGAAAUGAGCUAAUGAGCGAAGCACACGAUACCCCAUACACCGCCCACACAGGAAGUACAAAGAUGUAUCAGGACUUAAAUAAGAAGUUCUGGUGGGAUAGUAUGAAGAGGGAUAUAACAUCUUACGUUGAGAGGUGUAUUGCCUGUCAACAAGUGAAGGCACUGCACCAAUGA
Molecule: messenger RNA, 390 nt
Organism: Salvia splendens (bonfire salvia)
Lineage: Eukaryota; Viridiplantae; Streptophyta; Magnoliopsida; Lamiales; Lamiaceae
Product: zinc finger and BTB domain-containing protein 11-like
Exons: 1
Coding region: 1-390 (129 amino acids)
Source: RefSeq, a predicted model, not a curated record